Morus notabilis is the source of this 536-nucleotide messenger RNA. Its product is annotated as linoleate 9S-lipoxygenase 6-like. The record is from RefSeq and is a predicted model, not a curated record. Gene Ontology annotation, biological process: lipid oxidation. Lineage: Eukaryota; Viridiplantae; Streptophyta; Magnoliopsida; Rosales; Moraceae. The annotation marks the transcript as partial. Gene Ontology annotation, molecular function: oxidoreductase activity, acting on single donors with incorporation of molecular oxygen, incorporation of two atoms of oxygen; metal ion binding. The transcript has 2 exons.
CAUGAUGCCUUUAUGCCAUACUUGAGGAGGAUAAACACAACUGCAACGAAGACUUAUGCCAGCAGGACAUUCCUUUUCCUGAAAAAAGACGGCACUUUGAAGCCAUUGGCAAUCGAGUUAAGCUUACCACAUCCAGAUGGUGAUCAAUAUGGUGCUGUUAGCAAAGCAUAUACACCAGCUGAAGAAGGUGCUGAAAGCACCAUUUGGCAGCUGGCCAAAGCUUAUGCGGCUGUUAAUGACUCUGGCUAUCAUCAGCUAAUUAGCCACUGGUUGAAUACUCAUGCUGUUAUUGAGCCAUUUGUGAUAGCAACAAACAGGCAGCUAAGUGCGCUCCAUCCAAUUUACAAACUCCUGCAGCCUCACUUUCGUGAUACUAUGAACAUAAAUGCCUUCGGUAGGCAGGCUCUCAUUAACGCCGAGGGCAUUUUGGAGAUGACCGUUUUCCCAGCAAAGUUCGCCAUGGAAAUGUCAUCAGUAGUUUAUAAGCAUAACUGGGUUUUAACUGAGCAAGGGCUCCCAGCAGAUCUCAUCAAGAG